This is a messenger RNA of Exophiala oligosperma, 2217 nucleotides long. RefSeq lists its product as uncharacterized. Gene Ontology annotation, molecular function: NADP binding; N,N-dimethylaniline monooxygenase activity; flavin adenine dinucleotide binding. The record is from RefSeq and is a predicted model, not a curated record. Lineage: Eukaryota; Fungi; Ascomycota; Eurotiomycetes; Chaetothyriales; Herpotrichiellaceae. Bases 222 to 2138 code for a protein of 638 amino acids. The transcript is spliced from 2 exons.
UCAGGCCAGGCUCUCGCAGUCCCUUCUUUAUCGUGCAUCAAGAAAUUGUUACGCAUUGGCAACCUCGGUCGUUGUACAUCCGCUCCCAGAUGAUGAGUGGUAUGAUUCCGGAAGACAUCAAAAGGCUGUGUUAUGCCUCAUUGAACAAUUUCGAUAACAGGUGGAGGUCAGCGUCCACUUGAUCACUUGUCCAGUUCCUGAAAUUGUCCCGAGAGCGAAGAAUGGAGUCAAAUCCUAAGUAUACCGCAGCCGUGGAAAGGGUCCCGAGAUUGGCACAGGUUUUGAAGGAUUCGGACCGCCACUGGAAGUCGAUAAAACUACAUGAAAGGCCCGAUAACCCUACUCUUCCAUUCAUACAGUCCGUGACUCCAGCGGCGCAUAGUUCUCAUUCGAACUUUCCCCUCACUCCCACCAACAUGCCUCUUAUUGAAGAUGCGAUCACCUACGCGGCAGCUGACAUUCCUGACUACCCCCAGGCCACUUCUCAGCUUCUCAAGAUCAUUCACGUUGGUGCUGGCGCCUCUGGUCUUCUCUUCGCACACAAGGCAGAGAAAUACCUGGAGAACUAUACACUCAUCUGCUACGAAAAGAAUGACACCAUUGGUGGCACCUGGUAUGAGAACAGAUACCCAGGCUGUGCAUGUGAUAUCCCUGCCCACACAUACACAUUCCCCUUCGAACCUAAUACGGAAUGGAGCGGCUAUUACAGCUACAGCAACGAAAUUCAGACAUACUUGGUCAAUUUCGCGCGCAAAUACAACGCGGAGAAGUACAUUACCCUGAAUACCGAAGUCUUGGCUGCGACCUGGGACGAACAAGUCGGGCAGUGGAAGGUCGAUCUUCAGCACUCGGACGGAUCCACUUCCACUGAUACUUGCGAUGUUCUUGUCAACGGCUCAGGCGUAUUUAAUAAAUGGAAAUGGCCGGCCAUUGAAGGUUUACAUGACUUUGUAGGAACGCUGGCUCACUCAGCUGCCUGGGAUACCUCGAUCGAUUGGACGAACAAAACUGUCGCUGUUAUUGGAACCGGAUCGAGCUCGAUUCAAAUGGUACCUAAGUUCACCGCCACAGCUAAGCACGUUACCGUCUUCAUUCGCAAUCAGACAUAUAUUGGACCCCAGCUCGGUUCAAACAUUUCGAAUAAGGAUGCCGACCCUGAAGCUAUGGAUCCCAAAGCAGCCGGCAAGCAUUCCUAUACGGAGAAGGAGAAGCAAAAGUUUCGGGACGAUCCUGUCUAUCACCUUGAAUACCGACGAAAAGUUGAGCGAUCCGUGGUGAGCGGUUUUCGAAUGUUUUAUCGGGGAUCCGAGCUAAGUCUCACUGCGAAGAAGGCAAUGCAAGCAGAUAUGGCCAAGAAGCUUGGGGAUCGCGAUGACCUUAAGAAGCAUUUCAUUCCUGAAUGGAGUCCUGGAUGUCGACGGUUAACGCCGGGAGAAGGGUACCUCGAAGCCCUCGUCAGUCCCAAUGUUACCUGUGUUUUCGACGAUAUCAUUAAGGUUAGCUCUGACGGCGUGAUUACGCGUGACGGCACCGAACAUCGAGUUGAUAUUCUUGCAUGUGCAACCGGAUUUGACGUUCAAUACCUCCCACAUUUUACCGUCACUGGCACCAAAGGUCAGGUAAUGCAGGACCAAAAGCAACCCAAUGUAUAUGCCUCGAUCGCCGCACCGGGUUUCCCCAACUACUUUGUCGUCAAUGGCCCUCGUGGUAACUGGGGUCAAGGUUGCGUACUGCCUAGCCACGAGGUUCAAGUCGAAUACAUCGUUAAAUGCUGUCGGAAGAUGCAGCAGGAUGGCAUCCAGAGCUUGGAGCCUCGGCAACAGCCUACCACACAGUUGAACGCGUACAUGGAUGCAUGGCACCAAAAGCACAGCGUAUGGGCAGAGGAUUGUCGAAGCUGGUAUAAGGAUAACAAACCCAACGGACGAGUCUGGGUCUGGUCUGGUAGUCUAUACCACUAUUUGAAGUUUAUGAAACAUCCACGCUACGAGCAUUAUAAGAUUAAGUACCGAAACCCCAACAAUAUUUGGGCAUUCCUCGGUAACGGUCUCACCAUUACUGAGUCCAAGUACGACAUGAACGAGAUGCCCGUCCCAUACAUCCGAAAUAAUGAGGAUGAGGUUUGGGACAUUGAAUAGACUGGAAGAUCAUAGAGACUGUACCGUACUUAGAGCUGACAUGUGUCUGAGGGAAGAUAGCUACCAAUGAAUCAUUUGA